AUGGUUGAACAAGGCAGCGGGGAUGAGUGGACGUUUUUAGGACCCCCUGGUUUGCGGGAUGGUGGCUUGGCGGCUCCGCUGAAUCCGCCCACAGGGCAGCCGGGGUCAACCCCACGGAGGCUGCUGCGAACCAGCCCCAUAACCGACAAGAUUCCGACUUCCAACCCGUCCCGUCUCCCCUCGAACAUUCCCCUCCGAACCCUUCCUGUGCACAAUAACACCUCCCGAUCAUCCCGACAGGGCCAUUUCAUUGAUGAGCCCGCGAGUUCAGAGUCGGAGGACGACUCAGGGAACUCUUCGUGGACCGACACGGGCGACAUCGCCGAGCAGCUCGCCGGAGAAGAUCCCUUGCGCAAGCGAUUAAACGACGACGAAGCCCUUGCAGGUGUCAUCAAACGCCAUCCCAGACACAAAAAGAAAGUCCGAUACCAAGAGCCGUCUUCUAGCAGAAGCCGGUCAUCCUCUCGCUACACUGGCGCUGUUAGCAAAGAGGCAAUCCACAUCCCAACUGCUGCGCACCGUCACGUUAGCAAGGCAGAACAGCUACUGGCCACCAUCAUGACGGGCAGCUCGAGUUCCAUCCACGGCCUGACGGGCAAGCCGUUGAUUUAUUUUACUUCUAUUUUCGUUUCUUUGGGCGUGUUUCUCUUCGGAUAUGACCAGGGUGUGAUGUCGGGGAUCAUCACCGGUCCCUUUUUCAAGGAGUAUUUCCACCAACCUUCCAAUGCAGAAAUAGCAACAAUGGUUGCUAUCUUGGAAAUUGGUGCGUUAAUAUCGUCCCUCUGUGUUGGGCAUAUUGGAGAUAUUAUCGGGAGAAGAAAAACGAUUCUGUACGGAUCAAUGAUCUUCUUCGUUGGAGGUGGGCUGCAAACAGCCGCGACGAACAUGGUCAUGAUGAUGGUUGGUAGGUUUGUGGCUGGUUUGGGAGUUGGCAUGCUCUCAACUAUCGUCCCGGUAUAUCAGUCUGAAAUCUCACCUCCACACAACCGUGGAAAGCUCGCCUGCAUUGAGUUUACCGGCAAUAUUGUUGGUUACACGACCUCGGUGUGGGUGGAUUAUUUCUGUGGCUUCAUUGAGAGCAACACCUCAUGGAGGCUGCCCCUGAUGAUGCAAUGCAUUAUGGGAGGUCUUCUUGGUUUGGGUAGUCUGAUUAUCGUCGAAUCGCCCAGAUGGCUCCUGGACCACGACCAUGACGAGGAAGGUAUCGUGGUCAUUGCCAACCUGUACGGUGGCGGUGACAUUCACGAUCCCCGCGCUCGUGAGGAAUUCCGCGACAUUAAGAUGGACGUUCUCCUCCAACGGCAGGAAGGCGAGCGCACAUAUUCCGAGAUGUUCAAGCGGUAUGGCAGGCGAGUCUUUAUCGCCAUGUCAGCACAGGCCCUGGCCCAGCUCAACGGUAUCAACGUUAUCUCAUACUACGCGCCGAUGGUGUUCGAGUCAGCUGGUUGGGUUGGCCACGACGCUAUUUUAAUGGCCGGGUUCAACGGUAUCACAUACCUACUGUCGACAAUCCCGCCAUGGUACAUGGUGGACCGGUGGGGCCGGAGGCCUAUCCUGCUGUCCGGUGCUGUUAUGAUGGUCCUCUCGCUGUCAGCCAUUUCGUACUUUUUGUACAUCGACGUGCCAUCGACGCCAACAAUGGUUGUCAUCAUGGUCAUGAUCUACAACGCUGCGUUCGGAUACUCAUGGGGACCUAUCCCCUGGCUCUACCCCCCGGAGAUUCUCCCUCUCAAGAUUCGCUCCAAGGGUGCCAGUCUGUCAACGGCCACGAACUGGGCUUGCAACUGGUUGGUGGGUCAGAUGACACCCAUUCUUCAAGACUGGAUUCACUGGAGGUUGUACCUUGUCCACGCAUUCUGGUGUGCCGUUAGCUUCGUUGUUGUAUACUUUAUCUACCCAGAAACCCGCGGUGUCCGCCUCGAGGACAUGGACGCCCUCUUUGGCGACGCCACUCGCGCGCUGGGCACACCUGCUGGUUCGACGCCAGCCUUGCACGCCGAGUCCGAUCCGCUCGUGCGCUCCGGGUCGCCCAUUCCGCCCCUUGACAUCAGAGGCCGCGCCUCGCCGGCGAGAUUUGGACCGGGAAGUGCGAUUCCAGGACUGAACAUCGAUCCACCAACGUCGGUCGGUGAUCCCAAGGCCCAAUCCUCCAGGCAACAAAGUAGAGGAGGUUUGGGCGGUUGGUUGUCAAGGCUUAUGGGCCGUGGUGGCUCGAGUUCUAGCGGACAGUACGCUCCUAUCGAUCAAAGGGGUGAUUAG
Messenger RNA from Podospora pseudopauciseta, 2259 nucleotides. RefSeq names its product Ribulose bisphosphate carboxylase large chain (gene HGT3). Gene Ontology annotation, biological process: carbohydrate transport; transmembrane transport. Bases 1 to 2259 code for a protein of 752 amino acids. Gene Ontology annotation, molecular function: carbohydrate:proton symporter activity. Gene Ontology annotation, cellular component: membrane. Lineage: Eukaryota; Fungi; Ascomycota; Sordariomycetes; Sordariales; Podosporaceae. The record is from RefSeq and is a predicted model, not a curated record. The transcript has 4 exons.